This is a messenger RNA of Bufo gargarizans (Asiatic toad), 243 nucleotides long. RefSeq names its product serine palmitoyltransferase small subunit B (gene SPTSSB). NCBI's taxonomy places the organism in Eukaryota, Metazoa, Chordata, Amphibia, Anura, Bufonidae. The transcript has a single exon. Gene Ontology annotation, molecular function: serine C-palmitoyltransferase activity. The record is from RefSeq and is a predicted model, not a curated record. Gene Ontology annotation, biological process: endoplasmic reticulum organization; ceramide biosynthetic process. Gene Ontology annotation, cellular component: serine palmitoyltransferase complex. The coding region runs from base 1 to 243 and encodes 80 amino acids.
AUGGAUGUAAAGCAUAUUAAAGAAUACCUCUCCUGGCUGUACUACCAAUAUCUCCUCAUAACAUGCAGCUAUGUCCUGGAGCCCUGGGAGCAGACCAUUUUUAACACUGUACUAUUGACCACAAUUGCGAUGGUGAUUUACAGCUCUUAUAUCUUCAUACCGAUACAUGUUCGUCUGGCGGUGGGGUUUUUCUCUGACAUCUUUGGAGGACAGCAUGAAAGUACUGUUGCCCCGAUGAGCUGA